Molecule: messenger RNA, 1605 nt
Organism: Blumeria graminis f. sp. triticale
Lineage: Eukaryota; Fungi; Ascomycota; Leotiomycetes; Helotiales; Erysiphaceae
Source: the annotation of a GenBank genome assembly
AUGGUCAUUACCCGCCCACAACUCGUUGAUGUCGAAGAGAACAGCUGGGAAAACAAUGCGUCGCCUGUGCCCACAUCAUCAUUCAACUCCAAUUGCAAUUCCGACCCAAACUCUACCCAACAUGCGAGCCAGGCUCGUGUGUUGUGCCAGCUUCAACGAGCAGAAGCGUGGCUAGAUGAAAAAAUGGGAAUCGAGACUCAAGGAAUCGAUCGCAUUCUCGAGGAGAAUAAACAGCCGCCUUCGUUACUAAACAUGUUUCUCUUGUGGUGGUCACUAACCUGUCACGUAGGAUCCCUUCCAAUCGGAAUGAUCGGAUCAGAAUUAGGUCUAUCGUUUGCCCAGUCUGUCAUGGCUAUUACUACAGGGACAAUGUUUGGAGCCAUAUGUACAGCUUUUUGUGGGUCGUUAGGUCCAAAGCUUGGCCUACGCGCCAUAGCUACAGCUCGAUUUUCCUUCGGCUACUAUGGUACAAAAUUCUGCUCUCUCCUUAAUGUGAUUAUUGGCAUUGGCUACACCACGGUAAAUGUCGUUGUUGUCGGCCAAAUACUUUCGGCUGUUUCGGAUUACAAGAUAAGCAUCAUCGUCGGCUGUGUCAUUAUCAGUAUCCUUGGAUAUCUGGUCUCUCUUUUUGGAUUUAAAAUUAUCCACACCUAUGAAAAGUACUCCUGGAUAUCUAUCUUCAUCGUCUUCUGCGUUCUUUAUAGCCAAGUUGGGCACAUGGUUGAUUUGUCUUAUCCUGCAACCUCAAAAGGCCUUGCUCACACGGGUGCCUUCUUGAGCUUUCUCGCCAUCAACUUUUCCUCGUCUGCCACCUGGUCCUGUAUAGCUGCCGAUUAUUACUGCAAUUAUCCGGCAACUACUCCCUCAUGGAAAAUAUGGACCCUUACCUAUUUGGGAAUUGUUAUCCCGACCGUAUUUGCCAAUGUUCUAGGGGCUUGUCUGGGUAAUAUUGCUUUCAAUAUCACUUCGGUCUCUGAUGCCAAGGUCCACACUUACGCAUACCCAGCGCUCGCAGAAUCCUACCAAGAACACGGGCUUGGUGGAAUACUACGUGAAUCUUAUCAUCCCCUGUGGCUUAGCAAGAUUGUUCUCGUCCUGCUCGUUUUUUCUGUCCUCGGAAACAAUGUGGCCACGAAUUAUUCGGUUGGCUUAUCACUGCAACUUAUGGGGGCUUAUUUCCACGCCGUACCGCGCUUUAUCUGGUCGCUACUAAUCGCAUUUGUAGCUAUGGUUAUUGCCACAGCUGGUCGUGAGAGUUUAUCAACUAUGGUGAUCAACUUUGUCAGUAUGUUAGGUUAUUGGAGCAUCUGCUUUACCUUUAUUUUGGCCCUUGAAGACAAAGUAUUUCGGCGAAAGUCUGGAUAUGACCUAGAGUCAUGGAAUGUUCCUUCAAAGCUACCAUGGGGCAUCGCAGCCAUGACAGCCCUAUUAAUAGGCUACUUAGGUGGCGCCGUGACAGGAAUGGCACAGAGCUGGUAUAUUGGACCAAUUGCUAGAAUAUUCGGCAGUCAUGGAGGUGACGUCGGUAUCUACCUCACUGGCAUUCUCACUGCAGCUGUUUAUCUACCAGCCCGCUGGUACGAAUUUAAAAUCUCUCACCGGUAG